AUAAUAAAUAUAAUUACUUACAGCUGAAGCAGCUGCACAAAGCAAGCUUUGCCUGCUUUUAUGCAAAGCUGCAUAUUUCAACAGUUUCGUAACUUUCGUUGACCAUGAUUUUCCUCUCUGUCAUUGACGAAUUAUACUGCCGACCAUUUUAAUCAAUUCACAGUUUGCUGUACUUUGAAUGCGCUAGUCGUGUUCAUCGUAUCGUUUACUAAUGAGCUAACAUAAUUAUCGAUAAGUAAUGUUAUAUACGACGUCACGUGCGAGUUGGACCUGCGGUACUAAAAGUGCCGUAGAAAUAAGCUAAAUGAAAACAAAUAAUUAAUAUAUUCACAGCCUAACUAAAACAGUUUAUAAGAUACAACCUCGUACAGAAUUCUUGCACCAUUUUUGUAAAAGCAAGAUUUUGAAUGAUUUCAUCUAGCAUAACUAUACCAGGUCUGUGAAUUAAAUUUUCAAACAUAGGUUGUGGAAUAAAUACAAUAUUACACCAAGGUCCCAAAAGUCUGUAGUUCGAGGCUGUGCAAGGCCGGGUUAUUUAAAAAAGUGACAUUGACAGCAACGCAACAUUAUUGAUUUUGGACGAUUUCGAUAGUAUUUCUAUUUACUUUACUCACAAUGUAGAAAUAUAUGAAAUUGUGUAUUAAAAUGCAGUUUUUAUGUUAAUCGUUCUAAAGCGGAUUCGCUGUCUCACUCAAUCAGCAUGUCGAAUGAAUCAAAAUUUAGAGUUACGGCUGCACAAACCAGUGCACUUUGCAAAUUUUUUGAGGAUAAUCCUGGACUAAUAAGAGGCUAUAAGAAAACUGUUCGAAAUAAACGCAUAGUUCAAAAGAAAUGGAAGAAAAUUACUGAUAUACUUAAUUCAUGCGGACCGACGAGAAGUCAAAAGUCUUGGUCGACGUACUUAAGUAAUAUAAAAGCAAAAUUAAAAGGACAUAGUCUCGUAUGGAGACAAAGUACAGACGGUAGUGGUCCAGAGGUUUGCAACGCUGAUAAGUUCAAUGAAAUCCAAUUGAGAAUGUUGAAAGUUCUCAGUAAGCGCCCAAAUCCGGUUGAGACAAACAUUCAAGUACAUCAACAAGAGCCAUCUCAAAAUUAUUAUCAGGCCCUACCAAUACCAUCACAAACAAAAUCAGAAUCGAUUUGCAGUGAUGAUGAUAGCGAUUCUGAACAUGAUUUAAUCAUACUUGAUCCUUAUGAACAAUAUGAUGAGACUGAACAUCCAGGUAGCCCAGAAGAUAUCAAAUCAGAAAACAAUAACGGCGACAGCUCCCGAAACUAUGGGAAUACAGAAAACGAUAGUAAUAUUGUACCAUCUGUUAGUAGGCCUAAUAGGAUGUCCAGAGAAUUAAAAUACCGAGUAACGGCGGCACAAACCAAAAUACUUUCUGCCUUUUUUGAGGCCAACCCUGAAGUAGUAAAAGGGUAUAAAAGAACAAAAAAAUCAAAGAUAAGGGUUCAAAAUAAGUGGAAGAAAAUAUCGGUGAAGCUUAAUGCUUAUGGACCCUCAAGAGAUCCCUUAUCUUGGUCAAAGUAUCUAAGCAAUAUAAAGGCGAAGUUGAAAGGACAAAAGAUUAAAUGGUCACAAAGUAGUAAUGGAACAGGUCCUAUAAUUUGCAAUGCUGAUGAUUUCAAGGAAAUACAAUUAAGAAUGCUGCAAGUUCUCAGCAGGCGCACAAAUUCCGAGGAAGCUGAGAACUCACAAUCAGAUUCCGAAAUAGGGGAUUUUAAUGAAGAUGAAAUCAAUACUGACUUUGAUGAUGGAAUAUAUAAGAAUGAGGGACAAGAUACUGAAUUUGAGAAUAAGUUCCCAGAUCAGGUCAAACCUGAACAAACAACAAGCAGUACAAAACCUGCUGAAAUAUUUGUGGAUGAUGAAUUCGCUUCCUUUGCGAAAAAUGUUGCUCAGCAACUUAGAAAUUUACCGCUGCCUGUUGCAUUGGAAACACAAGAAAAGCUUCUAUCUGUCUUAAGGGAUCAAAGGAUAAAAUUCUUGAUUGGCUCCACUAGAUGUUUAGAUCCAUUGGACAAAUAAACGGUUAUUUAAUGUGUCAAACCUAGUAUAAGCAUAUUUAUUUGUAGAAUUUUUAUAAUAAAAUUCUUUU
Messenger RNA from Trichoplusia ni (cabbage looper), 2102 nucleotides. RefSeq lists its product as uncharacterized. The coding region runs from base 701 to 2032 and encodes 443 amino acids. Lineage: Eukaryota; Metazoa; Arthropoda; Insecta; Lepidoptera; Noctuidae. The transcript is spliced from 7 exons. The record is from RefSeq and is a predicted model, not a curated record.